UCGGCCCGAGGAGAUCUGCACGGGCCCGGCGCCGCGGCAUCCGGCCUGCGCCCGCUCCCCCCCCGCCCCCCUCGAGACCGGGCGCCGCGGCCUCGAGGGCGCCCCCAGGCAGGCAUGCUGGCCGCCCUGGAGGCGCAGCGCCUGCGCCUGCGGCCGGUGGAGACGGCCCCCGCCGCGGCCGCGGCCGCCACGGGCACCGGGGAGGAGCUGCCCGAGAAGGAGCAGCAGCGCAUCCGGCAGGAGUUCUUUGCGGCCGGCCUGGAGAAGUGGGCCACUCUUCGUUCAAACACUAUCCUGUUCUCCACGGCGGCACUGCAAAGUGUGGAUCCCCUCAGGGUGCGCUUUGGCCAGGGUUCCAGAUGGGGGGGGUCUGGCCAAGGCGACGAGACACCCUCCCCCUCUCCCGGGGGCCAAGGGAGGGCUGAACAAGUCCAAGCGGUACGCCUCCGGGUUGCGCAGAGACGGCCCCCCCCCAGGCUUGUCGAGGCCAGCUGGGACUGCUUAGGGGGGGGGGGGCUGUCUGUGCGCAACCCGAAGCCCGCAGCUCGAUCUCUCCAGCCUCGUGGCGAGGUGGCUUCCCCUGGUGGCGGACCUCAGCUUCCCGAGCAAAUCGCUGCCGCUGUCGCGGGAGGCGUGCGAGGCGCUGCUUGCGGCCGACGGGGCCACCGCGGACGCGGCCGCCGCGGGGCUGGCCCGCGGCAUCGACGAGGCCAUGGACGAUUGCGGCUGGGACCGGGUGUUCGUGAAGCUCUCCACAAGGUCCCCCAAGGACGCGCCGAAGAUCCUGGAGAGGGCCAGAGAGGCCUUCCGGGCGCGUGAGGGCUCUCAGCUGCCGCUGCAGGAGCGUGCCCGCCUGCUUGCCGAGCUGGUGCAGCAGCAGUUCGGGGUGAGCUCAGGCGCCGAGGCCCUGGAGCUGCUCACGUCCUCGGCGCGGGUGCGGGAGGACCUGGAGUACGCCCUGGAGGCUCCGUGCUACGAGGAGCUCAAGCUCCACGUCGUGCUGCGCCGCUACGAUGGCGCGCUCCCGAUCGCCAGCGAGUUCCGCGGCAUCGUCUGGGGCGGCGCGCUGAACGCCCUCGGCCAGUACUACCACCCGCUCGUGUUUCCGGAGCUCCAGGGGCAGCGCGAGCGCAUCGAGAGGGACCUGCGAGAAGUGCACAAGAAUCUGCAGCCCAAGCUGAGCGCAGAUGGAUUCACACACUGCAUCAUAGACUUUGCUUGGCUGGGCCCUGGUAAAGUCCGUGUUAUUGAAAUCAAUCCGUUCGACGGGGUCGCUUUAGGUUGCUUCCCAGGUUCUACAGGACUCUUCCGCUGGGAUGAUGAGGAUGACCGGCGAACAAUUACGCAUGGUCCGUUCCAAUUUCGCAUUCGGAAGGAACCUUUGAGCGACAGUGCUCUCAAGCUCAAUCUGAACACCACCUGGAGAGACAUCGUAGCUCCACAACCUCGCCAUUGGCGGGCAAGUGCUGCAAAGUCUUCGCAUGCUGGUCCAGCCUAGCCGCUCCCGCAUGACUGGAACUGCCUGGUUUUCCCGCACGCGUCUCGCAUGCCAGUGUGGUCGACAGCCUUCCGUGUACAGAUCGAAGGUUGUUUGCCCGAUGGUAUUUUGAUGCGCGCAUUGAUCAAGAAGAGCGUGGUAAUUAUAGCGUUGGCAGAUAGCAGCGACCAGCGCAAAACAUAUGUCUCUUCUCUGGUCAGGUCGGUGUGACGUCUGCCUGCCUGGUUGUCUGGGCUGGGGGAGGGCCGUCUCGCUGCGCUGUGCCGCCAGACCAGUUGUAAUGACGACUUGGCGUCGCCAGACACCCCUGCGUUCUUCAUUAGACACCUCUCCUCCUUCAUUCAGCACCCUUGCAUUCUGCCCUAUACACAA
Messenger RNA from Prorocentrum cordatum, 1870 nucleotides. Lineage: Eukaryota; Dinophyceae; Prorocentrales; Prorocentraceae. The record is from the annotation of a GenBank genome assembly.